AUGGCUCCAAGAAGAAGCGCAUCGACCGCCGGGCUGGACACAGGCCAUCGCGCGAAGAGGAACAAGAGCAACAUCCUCGCACGUGGGUACUCUACCCAAAAAGUAAUGCACGACGCUGACAGAGUCCUCCUCGAAUUCAGCACAGAAGUCACCCAAGACAAGAAGUUCCAAGCCUCUACCCAUUACAUCACUAAUGUGAAGUAUCGCCUCGCCAACAAGACCGGCCGCUUCCAACGAGACGAAGCCGAAGAGCUCGCAACCUUCGACUCCUACGGCAUCGACAAGCAGCACCCCAACUUCCAGGCGGAGUUCCUCCCCAACGGUCACUUCAAACAUCUCGGCAUCCAUGGCCCACGCAGUUCCAAGGACCUCCUCGACGCUCAGAAAAUCAUGCUCCUAACCCAUACCAAAGUCGGCCCCCACUCCCACCCGAAGAUCGAAUUCCCAGACAACCACCGCCAACUCUUCAAAGACAGCGAUACAUACCACUACCUCUCCGAAUUCGAGCUCGCCGACCCAAAACACCGCAGCAUGGGCUGGGGCCCCAUUCUCAUGCGAGGCUGGCUAUCUCAUCUCGCCAACGCCGACAGCGGACUCGGGGAGCUUUCCUUCCAGGGUCUGUUCCUGCUCUCGCCUGCGCCAAUUGGGUGUAAUGGUGGGUUGGAUGUGUACAUGAGGACGGUGCAUGCGCUUAUAAGGGCGUAUAAGAAGAGUGAGUAUGAGGUUAUUGUACCUGGUGAUGAUAAGGCGAAUGGGCCAAUUUAUGUCAUGGGCAGGCCGCAUCCUAAGCCUGCGGGGCUUCCGAGGAGUACGAUGUUUGGGGUGGGCGCUUUUGAUUUGGAUAUGCCGGAUAGUCCGCUUACGCCGUUGCCGGUAGGGGAUCUCACGGUGCCGGCUGGUCUGCCAGACGUGAGGCCUACUGGGAAGCCGAUUGUUCCUGAGGAUCUGAGGAAUGAAGACACCAGCUCGGAUGAUGAUGAGCCUCUCAUUCACAAGCAUCGAAAGACCGGCGGGCUGAAACUUCCAGCAUCGACUACCACGCAGGACUUGACGAUGCAAGACAGCUCCGAAGACGAAGACCCAGUCAUCCCACGACAACGCAACAUCACCCGACCAACAGCAUCAACCGCCGAUCGUGUCAUACUCAAGCCAGUCCCGCGGCGACCUCGCCCAUCAGCCAACAUGUCACAAGGUACGUUCAACGACAAGAACAUCACUAACAUCACCCAGGCCACCCAAUCUCUCACCCUUUCAGCGCCAUCGAAGCGAAUGAACACACCUCUCAAGCGUGGCGCCAAGCCUCCUCGCCAGGGCCUCGAUUACCCUUGGCACGACCGCCAGGUGUAUCUCAUCACAUCGGAUACACCCCAGGAAUGGGUUACGCAAGGUUGGAAAUGGUACCAAAAUGCCAUAGCGGAGAUGGAGCUCCAAGCCUCCGCCGCUGCUUCCGCUCCACCACAACGCCCGCAGGUCGUCCCUGCUGCAGCUCCACGUGCUCAACGGCCAACUCCUGAUCGACGUUCAACGUACCAGAAACCACCCAUCUUCUCUCAACAGAACCCUCGCCGUAGCCACUACGAAGUCGUCGACAAAGAUGGCCAAUGGCCAGCGCGCAGAAUCCUCGACGAGACGAAGAAGAGCUAUCUCAUCGAGUGGGAGAGUCAUCCGAAGACUGGUGAGGAGUUUGAGCCGUCGUGGCAGCCGAAGUGGAAUGCUAAUGGGGCGCUUGUGAGGGAGUGGAUGGUGAGGACUGGGAGGUAA
Messenger RNA from Fulvia fulva, 1761 nucleotides. RefSeq lists its product as uncharacterized. The record is from RefSeq and is a predicted model, not a curated record. Bases 1 to 1761 code for a protein of 586 amino acids. The transcript has a single exon. NCBI's taxonomy places the organism in Eukaryota, Fungi, Ascomycota, Dothideomycetes, Mycosphaerellales, Mycosphaerellaceae.